Adelges cooleyi (spruce gall adelgid) is the source of this 3835-nucleotide messenger RNA. Its product is annotated as high affinity cAMP-specific 3',5'-cyclic phosphodiesterase 7A-like. The coding region runs from base 564 to 3182 and encodes 872 amino acids. The transcript has 14 exons. NCBI's taxonomy places the organism in Eukaryota, Metazoa, Arthropoda, Insecta, Hemiptera, Adelgidae. Gene Ontology annotation, molecular function: 3',5'-cyclic-AMP phosphodiesterase activity. The record is from RefSeq and is a predicted model, not a curated record.
GUGCCCGUCGCGUCAGUGGUGUGGUGUCGGUCGUGUGUCGCGUCGUCGUCUCGCCGCGAUCGCUCCGAGCUCGCCGGCCGCCCUUCUUGUCCCGUUCUUUAACGAUCACGCGUCUCACGCACCUAUAUUUUUAUAUAUAUAUAUAUAUAUAAUAAAAAUUUCUCUAGUUAAUCGGCCCGACAAUAAUUAAUCGGCAAUUCCGUUACAAACAACGCCGUUUCAUCGGAUUAUUUUAUUUUUUUUUUCAUCGCCGGUCGCUUAUCGUUUUUACCGACGCCAACGCACACGUGCCGCUCCGACGGGUUCUCCCCGCCCGGUCAGCGCGGUAAAUAAUAUAAAUAAUAAUAACAACAACAUUUAAGGAUUGAGUUAUUAUAUAAUAUUUAUUGUGCCGGCCGGUAGUAUCCGCGCGUAGCCAUUAAACGGUCGGCGCCCGUCAUCUUCUAUGCAUUACAACCGGUGUGCCAUCGCAAGCCACUAGUCGGCCGCCGCUAAAACCGCUUCCGCUUACGCCGUCGUCGACCGGCCGCCUUCGCUUACACGCUUGGCCGCGCCGCCGAGUGAUGCAACAACAAUGCGGCUUUUGCGCUGCGGUGUCCGACCUGUUCAGGAGGAUCAUGUGUUUUAGCGGCAGCAGGAGAGGUAGCGACCAAUCGUACUACCACGAACUAGACAACGACGAUCCCCAGACCGCUCUGGUGAGCGCGGACCCGACCAACGCGUCUCCUCAUUCUCCUGAUGUAAUCUACAUUCGGCUUAGAGACGAUUCGCCUACGGACGACCGGUGCAGGAGACGGUCCAGAUUGUUGUCCGAAGGGGAAGUGGUGCUGUUGGAGUCGGUGGCUCAUUACGGAAAGCGGUUGCCUAACGGUCGAUUUCUUACAAUGCACAAACGUAGACGGAAAAAGCUGACCACCCGAUCUCUGUCCAAUGACACCGCGCCUGCGCUAUUGGAUGACAUACACCACGGCCAAGUUCGGUGUGUAUUGAGACAUGUCUGGAAGUGGCCAUUCAACGCCUUCGCAUUAGACACAGCCACUGGGGGAAGAUCACUUCCGGUGCUCUGCGUUCAUCUGUUUCAUUGGUAUGGUCUCCUGGACUACUUUAAACUGGACGUUGUUCAAGUUUGGAAACUUUUCAGCCUAAUAGAAGAAGGGUACCACAGCACGAAUCCGUACCACAAUUCCAUACACGCAACGGACGUGACCCAGGCGAUGCACUGUUUCCUACAGGAAGAAAAGAUCAAGAAAUUUUUGACACCUUUGGAAAUAAUGGCGUCCCUCAUAGCGGCCGUCGCUCACGAUCUCGACCAUCCCGGUGUCAAUCAACCCUUUCUGAUCGCCACCAGCAACCACUUGGCCACCCUAUACGAGAACACAUCGGUGCUGGAAAAUCAUCACUGGAGGUCGGCCGUCGGUUGUCUGCUGGAGAGUCACGUGGCGGAAAAACUCAGUCCCAUACGCCGUGAACUUGAAUCGCAAAUAAGCUCUUUGAUCUUGGCCACGGACAUCACUAGGCAACCGGAGUUCCUGCAAAAAUUCAGCAACCAUUUGGAAAAAGGCGAGCUGGACAUGAGAGAUCCGGCUUUGCGGCAUUUCGUACUGCAAAUAGCGCUGAAAUGCGCCGACAUCUCCAACCCGUGUCGGCCUUGGGACGUGAGUCGCAAGUGGAGUCUUAAAGUGUGCGACGAAUUUUUCCGGCAAGGCGACUACGAAAGACAACUGGGAUUGCCGGUCACCGAUAUCUGCGACCGGUUCAACAACACUGUGCCAAAAAUACAAACUGUGUUCUUUAAGUUUAUGGUGUUGCCUCUGUUCAACUUAUGGCACAAGUUUCUCGACACGAAACUUUCUCACUCCAUGAUGGCCAACUUGAAGGAAAAUCAGCGGCGUUGGGAAGCACUGCGACAACAAGAAAACGCCGAAGAGCAAUUGACCGACAUUUCCGAAGCGGACUCGGUUGCUCAACCCUCGGUAAUACUGGAAGACAUUCUGGACGUUGAACACGAGUCAAUGAGCCGCCGCGGUUCGUUGCCGGCAGUCAUGUUGGAGACUGUCGACAAAAUGGGCCGCCGGCAUUCGGUACCGUUGAACUUGGCGCGGGCCACGCAAGUGCCGUGUACGAUAUUCAGACGGGAGAGCCUAGCGUCGCCGACCACGCUCAUGGUGCAGGCGGAAAACCGGCGGCGGUUCACGCUCGGCCAGAUUCCGUAUUUGGAAGAGGAGGAGGAGGGCCUGAGCUUAUCGUUGGGCUCGUCCCGGAGCAGCGGCCUGCAGAGGUCGUCGGACGGCGGCGGCAGCAACAAAGACGACAGGCCGGUUAGCGCCGAGAAUCUGAUACCCGAGCCGAGCAUAGCGACCAUCACGAACCCGGCAGAGGCCAGCCGCUUGUGCAAUGUGAUACACGGGGUGACGUCUCCCGUGCUGCAAAUGACCCGCGGCCUUACCCGACAACAGACUUUCCCGCCCAUCCAGCCCUACGUCAGAGCCAGAUACCUAUCCACAGGAGCCGUUGAACUAGUGCAGUCUUCGUCUUCCAGUGGCACCUCGACAUCGACCACGUCCAGCCGGACCGGAUCAACGAGCAGCGAAAGCAACGGAAUAAAACGAGACUCCAUUUUAGAUACAGACAGGGUGUUUAAAUUGGCCAGGUUUUCGGAAAAAGAAAACGUCGAUCCGACCUCGCGCACUGCAGCAGAAAUCAGGCGUAACAGCAAUCACAUGAGUCAGAUUUUGACCAGAAGGCGAGGUUCAGCACCAGUCGGAGCGGCAACCGGCGAAGGAGGAACUGGUAUAACAACAAGAGGUAUUGAAGCGAUUCCUAGACGCGGAUCGGUGCCAUCAGAUUUUUCUAAACAGAGUGCCCUUUUAAAGGUGGUCGCCAUCGGGCCACUGAGCUCGAACGGCCGGAAGCAAGACGUGAGGCGUUCGUCGUUACCGUACGAUUCCAAUAUUGGACUUUCAAGUUCGCCUCUUGUUUCUCCUUCCCGGCCAGAGAGAAGAGGAUCUGAUGGCAGCCGUCCCGGUAGCAGGAGACGCCGAAGAAAAUCAAUGAAGCGCCGUAGUUCAGGUGGACCUGAUGUACUGCUUUCGACCGGCCAAUCAAUGGACUCAUUUCUAGCACACCGACGCGGUUCUUUACCAGUUGAAAUUUUAGCAACAUCUUUUUCAGGUCCUCAUUAAAAUAAUCACCGAAUUUGUGCAUUGUAUAUGUAGACUGACAAAAUAAAAACUUGGACGAUUGAAAAACAAUUAAACAAAUAAAAUUUGCAAUAGCCGCUUAUAUUGUAAAAUUUGAAUUAACUUCGCAAUACUAUAUAAGUAUAUAUAUAUAUAUAUUAUAUACAUACAUAAUAUAUAUGUAUGUUUUUUAGCUGACAAUUGAUUCAUAAAUAAUUUAUGGUCUUCCCAAAUAAUCCUAUUUCUAAAAUAGAAUAUAAUGUUUUGUAAUCUAAAAGAAAACACUAAGCCAAUAAAUUGGUUUUCAUUAUUUUGUUGACCAAAUCUCAUUGCUUAUGUUUGUAUAAUUAUAAGCUAAACAAUUCUCUUUUUAAAAAACAUUUACUAUUUCUGUUUGUCUGUAUGUGGUACAUAUCAUGCAAUCGUCGAUAACCAUCAUCGCCUUCUUUUGUUUUUUUUCUUACUAUUAUUUAUUUUUAAGCUUAAAGCAGGUCACUCAGACGCGGUCCUCAAGUACAAUAAUACCUGUUGCCCUACAAUAACAUUCAGGGUUUUUGGCAUAAUGUUUUUACUAAUUAUUAGUUUGUAUAUUUUUUGUUUCCUUUACUUCACUAAACGGUUAAAAAUGAAAAUACAAAAAAAAAAAGAAUCAGAAA